Messenger RNA from Orbicella faveolata, 1310 nucleotides. RefSeq names its product centrosomal AT-AC splicing factor-like. NCBI's taxonomy places the organism in Eukaryota, Metazoa, Cnidaria, Anthozoa, Scleractinia, Merulinidae. The record is from RefSeq and is a predicted model, not a curated record.
ACAUGGGUAGUUUAGUUCCAAGAUGGCGGACAGUAACACAGAUGAGGUGAGGGGACAGUUUAAGUUUUGUUCUCUCUGCCGAUUGAAUCACGACCAAGGAAGAAAACACAUUUAUUCACGAAAACAUAAAUCCUUGCUUGGAAAGACUCUGAUGAAAUUUGGAAAAAAGGUUGACGAGGCAAGAAAGUUUCUAAGGAAACCUUCUGUAGAGGAUGGUGAGCUAGAACCAGGAUCAAGAUUCUGGUGUCAUUUCUGCACUGAGAAUGUUAACAAACAUGUGACUGAUAGAGAUGUCACCAUCAAGUAUGGUGGAGUUUUUGAGCAUUUUGCAAGUGAGAGUCACAGAAAGAAUCUCCACCAGUACUGGUGGGAAAAUGGAGCUGAUAAAAACCUGAAAAGCAAGUUUCUGGUUGACAAGGAAAGAUUUAGCAGCUAUAAAGAAGAGGUUGAUAAAAAACUAAAGGAAUUUGAAACUCAAAUGGAAGAGAAAAGACGGAAGCAAAUUUCUCAGAUCAAACAUAAAGAAGCUCUCCAGGCUCAUGCAAGUCAACAGCCACCAGAGAUUCAAGUCUUGCCAGAAGUUGUUUACAAGACGGUGCAAAAUGAACAAGGAAUUCUUCAGAAUCCAACAGGAUGGCAUGAAGGUCAAAGGGUUUGGGGUGGUGGAAUUGUAAAAUACAGACCAGGAUCAACUCAGUGGUUUCCAUGGGUUAUGGAUUCAAUUGACGAUGCCUCUAAAAGUUCUACUUCCUCAAACGACGUCAUACCAACACAAUUCCAGACUGCUGAGGCAUUUGGAGACAAUCUUACUUGUAUAGGAAUCCCGGAGUUAAAGAAGGGAGAAGGAAAUGUCCAUACAGGUGCAACACCCCCCUGGUUGAGAAAUGAUGAUGAUGAUGAUGAUAAUGACGGUCAGACGAGCAGUGCAGCUUGUAAUGAUGUUAUUGGCCCAUCCUAUGAUGCCUUCAAAAAACAUGUUGAACGGAUGAAGAAAGUAAACGCAAACAACAAAAAUCCCAACAGAGUUGGUGCAAAUUUUGACAGGAAAAAGGAAACGAGCGAUGAUUGGCUUCCUUCUUUUGGCAGAGUGUGGAACCAUGGCCCUCGCUGGCAAUCCAGACACGACUUCAGAGGAGAAAACAAGAAAGCCAAGAGGAAAUAAAAAUCUUCGUUAAAUGGUUUCAUAAUAAAUUUAGUUUGUCAAGACGAUCUGUUUUCUUACUGCAGUAACCGGGGCCGGGUUGUUUCAAAACCGGUUAACGUUAACCCAGGAUUAAUAGUUAACCUAUAAAAAUGUUUUUCACUGCUUA